AUGCAGGUCGAGUCGCACGAGGACGCGCACGAGAGCGAGAUUCCGUCGCUGAAUGAGUCGCCGUGUCCAUCCGAGGCGUCCACCUCGUCGUCGCCGUCCCGGCGCUCCGACGAGGUGGACGACCCCAAGACGGUUUUCCUGGGUGGAGUGCCGCAGGACCUCGACGAGCCAAAGAUUGCGGAGCUCAUGUCGAGAUUCGGCUCUGUGGAGCACGUGCACCUGAUGCGACACACGCGCAAGAAGUCCGGGGAGAAGAAAUCAGACGAUUUCCACCCGUCACACCGGGGAUUCUGCUUCGUGCGCUUCGGGACGGAAGAGGAGGCGGUCAAGGCCCUGGAGGCUGGGACGUUGAGCGCCGGCGAAGGCGAGAGUGCGAUGCGAAUCGGGGAGGCGGAGAAGGGUAAGGCGCGGCGAUCGUCAAACUCGGGAAGCGCGUCCUCGGGGGACCAACACUCGCAAGAGUACCGUCCGGGUACCGUCCACGCUGUGGCCGCCGCGGCUGCUGCGGCUGCGGCGCCCUAUGACCCGUAUGCCUAUUAUCCGCACCCCGGACCUGUUGGAUACUACGACCCGUACGACCCGUACACGGCUCAGUACGCGGCGCAGGUUCACUACGCCCAGGCGGCUCAGUACGCGCACGCGAUGCAGCAGGCACAACACGCCCACUACGCAGCUGCGAUGCACAGUAGCCUGUACGGUAUCACGCCUCCGGCAUCUCCGACGGCGGCGCGGGGCGGAAGGUGGAGUCCACAGAGGUCUCCGCGGGGGAUGGGUUCUGCCGCAUUGCGCGAGAGGCAGGUCUUUGUCGGCGGUCUCCCCAGGCUCACGACGGAAUCCGACAUGUUUCGAUUCUUCUCUUGCUACGGGCAGAUCGACGACGUAAAAUUAGUGCUCGACCCACGCACAGGCAUGUCUAAACGAUUCGGCUUCAUCACAUUUGCGGACGUGGCGAAUGCGGAGGAGCUCAAGGCGAAAAAGGUGGUGAACUUUGGCAAGGGCUUCAUGGUCAACGUCGGCAGCGUCAAGAAGAAUCAAGGCGCCGCAGCAUCGAAUGACGAGUCUGAAUCGGGUUCAUCUCAGCAGAUGUUCAAGCUCGGAUCCGAAUCCUCGGCGGAUGACCUCGCGGCAGAAAUGCAGUCGAUGGUGAUGGAGGAUGACACGUCGGAAUCGCAGCUCGGCUCGUCCCUCACGUCCUCCAACUCCGGAUCGGUUCUCACCACUCCGAGGAACUCUGGCAACCUGGACGGUAAAUUCACGGUGUCCGAGUCCCCCGUGAGCACGCUGCGCGGCGGAGGUGUCCAAUCUGGCCGAAUCGUGAUGAUCAGCAAGGAGAUCAACUACACCAAAGCCAGCUUCAUCGCAACCGAUGGCGGGGAGUUCCUCCGAAAGAUCAUGGAUGAGACCGGCGCACUGGUGCGAAUCAGGGUGAGGAGGAGUAAACGAACCCGAAGAUUGGCGAUCGAGGUGCGCGGCGAAACCCGCGUCGUGGACGAGACGUGGGCGAAGAUCGAUGCGGAGGUUGAACUCCGCUCAGCGAACUCGGCUCCUGGCGGCGUGGGCCUGCAGCCGGAUAGCAGAUCCAGCAGCAUCGACCCGGGAUCCAUCGACGAGGAGCUCGACGAGGAAUGCCAGGACGCGACUUUCCUCUCUCUCUCACCCACCGCGAUGGACGGGUUCGCCCGACCGUCGCCGCCGCGCGUGAGGACUAAGCUGACGUUCGAGGGUGCCACGCUCGCGCCGCCGACGUCGCCAACACUCAUGAGGUCCACCAGCCUGCCGACGCCCAGCGCGUCAGAAAUGCCCAUGUCACCCGUCAAGCGAGCCCUCGGCAGGCUUCGCAGGCUUUCCGACGCAUCGGACACGUCGAUGACGUCCGAUUCCAGCGCGCCCAAGCGACACUCGUACGAUGGGGGCUCUCGGUCGCCUGAUUCUGCGGUUGUCGCCGUGGAGGGCAUUGGCGUCGGCACCGACGCCGAUGAGCUGCACGAUUUCUUCUCCUCCUUCGGCAACGUCCUGAACACCGAGGUGACGGUCAAACUUCCUAACAGGGACGGCGAUACCAAACCCUCGACACCAACCGCCCCCGUCGCUUUUGCUUUCGUUCAGUUUGAAGACUGCUCGACGGCCAGGGAGGUCAAAUCACAAAGAAACUUUGUUUUCAACGGGCAGGCCAUCGAGGUGAGCUCGCCGGACCGAUACCUCACGUAUCAGUCCUCGAGGAACGCCCAUGUCCCGGAUCGCAGCAAGAUUACACCCGCGUGA
This is a messenger RNA of Micromonas commoda, 2262 nucleotides long. RefSeq lists its product with no specific name. The record is from RefSeq and is a predicted model, not a curated record. Bases 1 to 2262 code for a protein of 753 amino acids. Gene Ontology annotation, molecular function: RNA binding. The transcript has a single exon. NCBI's taxonomy places the organism in Eukaryota, Viridiplantae, Chlorophyta, Mamiellophyceae, Mamiellales, Mamiellaceae.